Molecule: messenger RNA, 405 nt
Organism: Meloidogyne enterolobii
Lineage: Eukaryota; Metazoa; Nematoda; Chromadorea; Rhabditida; Meloidogynidae
Source: the annotation of a GenBank genome assembly
AAAAUGCCUUCAAAACAACAAAAUAAAAGAAAAUUGGGUAAAGAAUAUCGUCAACGGCGUAUUGUUAAUGAUGGUCUUUCUAUGGAUGUUGGUUCAAUUGAUGGAUCAUUGGAUGGUAAUAAUAUGUCUGUUGUCGGUAGUAGUUUUGUUGAAGUGGGUAGUAAAGGGGAAGGGGUUUCUUUGUGUGAUAAUGUUUUUAAUAUUUCUUUAAAUGAUUCUAUUGUUUCGCGUAGUGUUUCCCCUAAUAGUAUUUCUUCUGUUUCACGUGGGGGGAGACCUAAAAAACGGAGAGUUGUUGGUAGACCUAAAAAAGUCGUUUUAAAUGAAAAUUUUUCUAAUGAGAAUAUGAAUGUGGAUAUUGUUCCUGAAUUUUUAUCUAUUGAUUUGUUAGAUUUUGUGGUCUGA